AUGACUACCAUUCACCAGCAAGUCCUUGACAUGGACAAUCGCCUCCUCGCCAUCGAGCGUAAGUACAAGGAGAGCCAGGAACGACUGGAAGACGACAUAGUCGAGACGAUGGACCCUGCGAUUCUAGACCUAGACGACAGGUUGCAGGCGGUCCUCAACACAACCAACGAAAACUCGGAGGCGGCCAUCAGUAACAAGAACGAGAGCUCAAGGUUGCUAGGGAUGGUGAAUGCAUUCUCUUUGAGGGUGGAAACUGUGGAGAACAGGUCCGUCAGUUUGGCCCAAGAGCAGGAGGAUCUGAGAGCGAAUUCGCCGUGCGGUGCCUGUAGGGCAGAGCUCACGGAAGAAAUCAUCAACACGGUGAUGAGUCAACUAGUAGAAGAGCCACUAGAGUGGCCGACUGGUACCUACGGUCUACCCCGGACAAAUACAGGCUGUCCCGAGCCGGCAGGUGUUAAUUGGCGGACGGGCGUCCGUAGGCAUGACACAGAAGACACCGCCUCCAGCAACAGUUGGUCAUCAGGUCUGCAUUUUGAUGGCGGUAUGUGGCGUAACGACAUGGAACAAAAAUUCUGCAUGAAGACUAUCUCAAGUGACGGAUCUGGGAGCUGGCCGAGUGGUAGUUACUGUAUUUUCAGGAAGUACUGGUGUCCGUCAGGUUUCCAACCAGGUGAGAUCUAUUGGGACGAUGAAGACAGCUCCAAUGGUAACAGCCAUAGUGGCGAACUUCCUGACGGGACUUACGACACGAACACCUUGAUCAAAUACUGCUGCCGUAGCGACGGAGACGUCAACACCCCCAUCUCUCUGCCCAACGGAAGCCCGUUCUACCUCUUCCGCUACAGACAGGGGUGUCAGAGGGUCGAAGGUAUGAAUGUCCAACAGGAGUUCUUCAGUUGGGAUGAUGAAGAUUCUGGUAACGCAAACCGCCUCCAUGGGGCGCAUCCGUACGACGACGGCGGAAGCAACCAUAGGCUUCACUACUGUUACUAUUCAUAA
Messenger RNA from Branchiostoma belcheri (Belcher's lancelet), 999 nucleotides. RefSeq lists its product as uncharacterized. The transcript is spliced from 5 exons. NCBI's taxonomy places the organism in Eukaryota, Metazoa, Chordata, Leptocardii, Amphioxiformes, Branchiostomatidae. Gene Ontology annotation, cellular component: membrane. Bases 1 to 999 code for a protein of 332 amino acids. The record is from RefSeq and is a predicted model, not a curated record. Gene Ontology annotation, molecular function: wide pore channel activity.